Penicillium brasilianum is the source of this 369-nucleotide messenger RNA. NCBI's taxonomy places the organism in Eukaryota, Fungi, Ascomycota, Eurotiomycetes, Eurotiales, Aspergillaceae. The record is from the annotation of a GenBank genome assembly.
AUGUCCCGCGCGCUGGGUGACUUGCAGUACAAGAACCCGGUGAACACCGUAGAGGAUGAUAGCUCGAUACCUCGAACACGGCGCGCCUCUUCGUCAUCGGCGUCGGCUCGUGGUGAUUUCCUGUCCAACGAGCCCUACACCUCACUGCGUAAACUGCAGUCAACCCAUCGGUACCUGCUCGUUAUCGUAUCGGAUGGGGUGAGCGACCGCACCGACGAUCCGGCCUUGAUUCAGCACGUGAUGAAGCUGUCGAUGCGGGGUAUACGAGCCGAUGAUAUUGCACAGGAGGUGACCAGUAGCAUUGCCAGUCGCCCAAAGAGCGAUAAUGCUUCGUGUGUUAUUGUGAUGUUGGAUGGGCAGCAGUCGUGA